This is a messenger RNA of Austrofundulus limnaeus, 2161 nucleotides long. RefSeq names its product kidney mitochondrial carrier protein 1. The record is from RefSeq and is a predicted model, not a curated record. Gene Ontology annotation, biological process: transmembrane transport. NCBI's taxonomy places the organism in Eukaryota, Metazoa, Chordata, Actinopteri, Cyprinodontiformes, Rivulidae. The transcript is spliced from 8 exons. Bases 153 to 1112 code for a protein of 319 amino acids.
GCCUGUCUGUCAGAGAGGGUCUCUCCCAGUCCCUCCACUCCUUUCACCACGGAGGAGCCGAGUAUACACGCAGAACGUUUGUUAAAAGUACUCGCUGUACUUUCCCGGGUUUGUCGCGCAGCUGUGUCUCAGUCGGUUCACGGACGGAGGAAAUGUCCAACUGGAAGCCGUUUGUUUUCGGCGGGCUCGCGUCUGUGACGGCGGAAUGCGGGACCUUUCCAAUCGACCUAGCCAAGACCCGUCUUCAGGUCCAAGGCCAGGUGGGCGACAGUAAAUACCGUGAGAUCCGCUACAGAGGCAUGCUCCAUGCUAUGCUGAGGAUCGGAAGAGAAGAGGGGCUCCGGGCGCUUUAUUCUGGAAUUGCUCCUGCCAUGCUCCGGCAGGCCUCCUAUGGGACCAUAAAAAUUGGUACAUACCAGAGUUUUAAGAGGCUGUUUGUUGACAGACCAGAAGAUGAGACAUUGCUGAUUAACGUGGCAUGUGGCAUUUUUUCUGGAGUCAUUUCCUCCUCUAUCGCCAACCCCACUGAUGUGCUGAAGAUCCGGAUGCAGGCUCAGGGAAAUGUGAUCCAGGGCAGCAUGAUGGGCAACUUUAUUCACAUUUACCAGGAGGAAGGAACAAGAGGAUUGUGGAAGGUAAAAAAAAAAAAAAAACAACAACUACUACUACAAAAAUAUACAUUUCAAAUGAAACAAAUACCAAAAAUCAGUUAUUCAACCCUCCCUCUCUCUUUGCUUCAGGGUGUUUCUCUCACAGCUCAGAGGGCAGCUAUUGUGGUCGGGGUUGAGCUUCCUGUGUAUGACCUCACUAAGAAACACCUAAUCCUCUCAGGUUACAUGGGGGACACCGUGUACACACACUUCGUGUCAAGCUUUGUAUGUGGUCUCGCAGGGGCUCUGGCCUCGAAUCCAGUGGAUGUGGUCCGAACCCGCAUGAUGAACCAGAGAGGAGGAGCGCUGUACCAGGGCACACUGGACUGUCUGCUGCAGACGUGGCGCUCAGAGGGCUUCAUGGCCCUGUAUAAGGGCUUCUUCCCCAACUGGCUCCGCCUGGGACCGUGGAACAUUAUUUUUUUCCUCACUUACGAACAGCUGAAGAAUAUCAACGUGUGACUGAAAGUGUGACGGAGUGAGAGAAGAGUGUGAGACCUGAGACAAGCUGAGAAGACCAAAAUCAGGACUGGAUGGAAGAUUCUAGAUGGAAGGAACAGGAUGGCAGUACCUGAAUGUAAACCUGAGUUAAAGGACGGUCACAGUUUGUGUGUGGGCUGAAGCCUGAGGCUAAUGCGGAUGGGACAGAGAAGCCACCACAUGGUGAUUUUUACUGCUCCUCAUGUAAGGCAUUGUUUCUGCACGGGGCUGUUGAAUGUCUCACUGAAACAGUGGCGCUGCGUUAGAUAUAUUGAGGAAAAGGCAUUCAGGUUAUUUUAGUCCCGAUCACAUAAAGUGCUCUCCAAAUCAUGUGCCUUAGAUUCCAGCUGUGUAAGCUGCACGUGGACUUGUUGGGCAGCAGUGGACAGGUGGUGUGAUCAUCCCUUUUUAUUUUUUUAUUUGAGAGAUAUUUUUUUAAAAGAUAUUUAAAGAUUGGACAAAUUUUGAAAAAAAUGUGGCUUUUAUAAAAAUAUAUAUUUCUAAAAAGACAGUUUGGUCAGUGGAAAUUGAAAAUAUUUAUAAUACUUUUUGUUUCCCUUGUGUGUUUACAAUGUAAAGAGUCCUGUUCUACUGUAACGAAGAAGUUAUUUAUAGAUGGUUUGAAGACCAGAGUGGUUGCGUUGACAGGACGUAUCACACGUGUGAAGAGAUAAGUGAGUCCAGUAAAUAUAGACUCAGUCACUUUGGAGUUGACAUUACGCUGCCUGAGCUCUCAUGCCAUUGGCACUUAAAACAGUUCUUAUAAAUUAUUACAUGAACUUACGUAUUCAAGGUUCAGACGACCCGGUUAGAAUAAUGCAACAGAAGGUGCAUAAUGACAGAACCAUAGUUCUAAUAAUGUGCUGUAUUUGUACUUUACACACUGCUUAUCUGUGAGCUUUCAUUGGAAACGAAGACUGUUUGCCAGCUCUGUCUGCUGCAGCCAAACUGUGUGCCAGUGUUAUUUUGUUACAUAUCUAUUUAAACAAAGCUGUAAUCUUGUACAUCUGAAAUAAAAGGCAAAAUCUGAA